AUGGCGGAAGCCUCCAAUUCCGCCGCGGCUUCAGGCCAGCCGGCUGCCUCGCACCCUACUCCCAAACCCCCAAACCCAGCGUUGAGGAUGCUUGGGCUUCCCAACCUUCGCCUCAAGCUCCCCUCUCGGAAUUGGAUGAUUUUUUUCACAAUCACCGGAUCCUUCGCAGGCGCCAUGAUAUACGAUCGCAGAGAAAAGAAGCGCGCACAGAAGAAAUGGUGUGAUCUGGUGGCACAUCUUUCCAAGGAAACCCUGCCCGUUGAGCAGACACGCCGAAAGCUCACAGUCUAUCUGUCCGCUCCUCCCGGUGACGGUCUCCGGAUUGCCCGAGACCACUUCAAGGAAUACGUUAAGCCCAUCCUGGUGGCUGCCGCGAUGGACUACAAUGUUAUCGAGGGAAGGAGAGAGGGAGAUGUCAGAGCUGGUACUGCAGAGCGGAUUCGCAAGUUGAGACGGAAAUCUGGCGAGCCAAGCACAGUCGAGCCGGAAAUCGGCGUCGAAGAAGUCGUGGCUGAUGCGAGGGAGAAGAUUGGGGUGUACGAUGAACCUGGCCCCAAGGGUGAUAUUGUCAUUGGACGCCAUACGUGGAAGGAAUAUAUCCGGGGUCUUCACGAGGGCUGGCUUGGUCCCCUAGAUCCUCCCUCACCACCACCCCCGGCUGCUGUAGAGGCAGAAGUAGCAGAAGUCCCUUCUCCGACGACUUCAGAGGUGGCAGAAACAGGAAGCUCUGAUGAUGCUUCUCCUGCUGCUCCUCCCGCAGCUGAGGCCGCAGCUGAGCCUUCGGAAGAAAAGAAAGACACCCCCGAGAACACAGAAAACAAGGAUGAAAAGAAGAAGCCAACUGGCCCGACUCCAGCAUACAUAGCACCCGCCGAAUAUUCGUCACAAGCCAUUCCUCGUACCUUCCCGGAGUCCCUCGACGGCUCCGUCCCGAUUGCUUUCCCUCAUCUUCUCGGAUUCUUGAACACUCCUAUUAGAAUUUACCGAUACUUGACACAGCGUCGUCUUGCUGAAAGUGUGGGACGCGAAGUCGCAGGCAUUGUUCUUGCUUCUCACACCAGACCAUACCAAGACGGUUCCGGCGCAGAUGUCGGUGUUGAUGCUGCUCCCUCCCAGGACUCUUCAGACUCCUUACUAGGUGUCUCCUCUAGAAACCAUGAGCAACAAACAGUUCUCGAGAUCGAGGAAGAGGAAUGGCACAAGUCGGUGCACAAGCGCGAUGAGUCCAACCCCGACAAGGAGCGAGAGUGGCUGGACGAUGUCGUCCUAGACCCCCGCAUUGCAUCCCGCAUGCAGCGCUACACCCUUUCUCCCGAGGAGGAGGCCCGCUCGCAACGUCUUGCAGAAGGUGCUGAGUACAUUUUGGGCGAGGAGAGACCGCCCCAUGUUUCGUUCUGGAAGCGUAUGUGGGUCACCUACGGAUACGGAGAGGACGAAGAGACCAUCAAGAGGAAGCCCAUCCUCGGUAACAUUGACGGAGAAGAAGAUGAAUAG
Molecule: messenger RNA, 1494 nt
Organism: Aspergillus wentii DTO 134E9
Lineage: Eukaryota; Fungi; Ascomycota; Eurotiomycetes; Eurotiales; Aspergillaceae
Product: Tim22-complex subunit TIM54
Exons: 2
Coding region: 1-1494 (497 amino acids)
Biological process (GO): sphingosine biosynthetic process
Cellular component (GO): cytoplasm; intracellular membrane-bounded organelle; membrane
Source: RefSeq, a predicted model, not a curated record